This is a messenger RNA of Magnolia sinica, 3325 nucleotides long. Its product is annotated as disease resistance RPP13-like protein 4. Lineage: Eukaryota; Viridiplantae; Streptophyta; Magnoliopsida; Magnoliales; Magnoliaceae. The transcript has 3 exons. The record is from RefSeq and is a predicted model, not a curated record. Gene Ontology annotation, molecular function: ADP binding. Gene Ontology annotation, biological process: defense response to other organism. Bases 126 to 2879 code for a protein of 917 amino acids.
CCAAAAAAUGAGUAAAUCCAAGGCUCAUAAAGAGAUGCAAUUACUUUCUUGUAGCCAAUUUAAUUGCAAUAUUUUUUUCCUAGUCUUUAGUUUUUCCUGGUUUUGAAUUCCAUUUUCAUGAAGGUAUGAUUCUAUUUCACAGGAAAAUGGCAGAUGCUGUUGCCAGUGUUCUUCUGAAUAAUUUGUUGUCAAUACUCAUAAGCGAAGGUCGUCAGCUACUUGAGUUUGAUGAUCAGUUUGAGGAAACAAAGGAGGAGCUUCAGUACAUGCAGAGCUAUCUCAAGGUAGCUGAUCAGGUGAAGAGAAGAGAUAGGAAUGAUAUUCUCAAGACGGUAAUGAGCAAUUUAAGAGAGUUGGUAUACGACGCUGAAGAUGUACUAGCAGAUUAUCAACUUCUAUUCCAGAAAAAACACGAAGGGUGUGCACCUAAUUUUACAAGUUAUUGCUUUCCUACUCAUUUGAAAUCCCGUCAUCAGUUUGGAAAGCGGCUGAGGAAAAUAAAUCAAGGGGUAAGGAAGGUGAAGGAGAACAUGAAGUCCUACGUGCAAACAGCUCCUCACCAACCUGGCAAAGAUGAAGACGGUGGGAAUAUGGGAAUGACCUACCCAAUCCUAAUGCAUGAAGCUGAAAUGGUAGGAUUAGAAGAUGACUCAGCGAAGAUUAGAAAGUGGAUCUUAGGAGUAGAUGGACCCUCAACGGUGAUUGGAAUAGUUGGAAUGGGGGGAAUCGGUAAAACCACACUCGCUCAAAAGAUAUGUCACAGUGAGAGCGUGAAAAACUCUUUUAAUCACUUGGUCUUUGUUACUGUUUCUCAAAGUUUCAAAUUGAAUGAAUUGCUGAAGAAGAUGCUAAAAAAGCUAGAUAUAGAAGAGGAAUCUCUUGGGGGAAAUGAUGUUGUGGAGCUAUUGGAAAGUCUUAACAGGAAAUUAGAUGCGAAAUACUUGGUAGUUUUGGACGAUGUUUGGGAAACGAACGAAGGGAUGUGGUGGGAUAGCUUGAAGUCUGGUUUGCCCCAAGUGGAGGGCAGUUGUGUUAUUGUUACAACUAGGAAUGAGGAGGUUGCUAAAUCAAUGGGAGCACGCAUACACUAUCUCCAAUGUCUUUCAAAUGAAGAUAGUUGGUCCUUCUUUAGCAAAGUAGCUUUUGCAAGAACUGGAGGUAAGUGCACAAAUCCAGACUUAGAGGGCUUGGGAAAGGAGAUUGUUGCAAGGUGCGGGGGACUGCCAUUAGCAAUCAAGGUUGUGGCUGGAAUGAUGUUGGGGAAGAGUGAUUCUAUCCAUGAAUGGAGGCGAAUAUCAGAGCACCUAAAAGACGAAUUGAAAAUCAGUGGGAAAGAUGAGCCUGUCAUUUCAAGUUUAGAGUUAAGUUACGAGGAGCUCCCAGCACACUUAAAACCUUGUUUUUUGUGCUUUGCCAUGUUUCCUGAAGAUUUUGAAAUUGAUGUUGAGGACAUGGUUAACUGGUGGAUUGGUGAGGGUUUUGUUUGUGGAAAAAAUGGGAAAACGGCAGUUGAGAUAGGAGAAGAAUGUCUUUCAGAAUUAUUUAAUCGAUUUUUGAUACUUGGAAUUGAUAAAGAUGAUUUCGAGAGAAGCUAUGUUAGAUGCAAAAUGCAUGAUAUGGUUCGAGAUAUGGUAAUAAGAAUUGCAAGAGAAGAGAGCUUUUUUGUGAGGUUGGACUGUGGAGGUAGUCCCGCAUUCAGUGAGCAGUCUCGUCGUUUGGGAAUUGUGGGGAAUACAGCUGUAGAGAGCAUCGGAAACAGUUCCACCAAGCUGCGGACGUUGGUUGGGAAGGACAUUCAGAGCAAAGAGAUGAUUGCAAGUCUAAAAGCAAAACUAUGCAAAGUAAGGUGGUUGAGGGUGUUAUCUCUUUCAUUGCCAGACUGGAAUCUCGAUGGAGAUGUGGUGUGCAGCGAUUGGUUGAGUGGGAUAGGGUCAUUACAGCACCUCGUUUAUCUUAACAUAGAGAGUUCUGCCUUAAAAUCACUGCCCGAUUCAAUCGGAAAACUUCGUAAUCUUCGGAUUCUAAGUUUAUGGAACUGCCCGAAUUUGAAAAGGCUUCCUGUGUCAAUCACAACAUUAGAGAAGCUAACAGCUAUCCAAAUUUUUGGGUGUGGGUCUUUAGAAUGCAUGCCGGAAGGGAUUGGAAAGCUUUCAAAUCUCGAAUGGUUAGGAUGGUUUAAUCCUGUGAAUAAAAAUGGAUCCAGGAUUUCAGAUUUGAAGAACUUGACAAAACUUAGGGAACUUUGUAUGGAGAUAAAGUCAGUUGAAGAAAUAGAAGAAGGGGAAUGGAAUGUGUUAUCAAUGCUCCAGCAUCUGCAAAUUCUAAAGUUAGAUUUUGGGAGAAUUUCUGUUGAAAGAGAUGCAGUUGUAAGGAAGAUGGAAGGUGAGCUUUCUCCUCCUCUUAAAUCCCUGAGAGAGUUGUAUCUUUGGAAGUGGCCAGGAGAAAGGACACCUGCGUGGCUCAGUCCUACUUCCCUUCCCAAUCUUCAGUUUCUUUACAUUGAAAGCGGAGGGAUUAGGGAGAUGGGUCCCAGAUUUUGGGACAGCGAGAGUGGGGUAUGGAAAGUGGAGGUAUUGGUGCUAGGUUGGAUAAAAGAGAUGGAUGAGGAGUGGCAGAGGAUGCGAAAGGCAAUGCCGUCUUUAAGACUCCUCAAGGUUCGGAACUGUCCGAAGCUCAAGUCAUUCCCAUUCGAUGUUACAGAUGGUGGGGAUGAGAAGAAAUGGAGGAAAGAAGAAGAAGAUUCUGCUACGGGUGCUGUUGAAGAAGAAGAAAAAGGCGACAAGUUUUAUUCUUUUGCCAGAGAAGAAGAAGGUAACAAGUUUUAUUCUUUUCCCAGAGAAGAAGAAGGUACAUCAAUACAGGAGAUUUCUUCUGAGUAGCUCGAGGAAAGGACAUUUAUAUCUAGAGGCAACUGCAAAUUUCUGGCGCUUAUCAUCCAAUGUUCAUCAUCAGCUUUCUCACUUUCAACUUCCCGUCUCCAUUGAUAAAUCUGUGAACUCUUGUUCCUCCUCUUAGAUGGCAGAAGUUUUAAACUUCUUUUUUAUAAUGUAUUGUUAGGGAAUAAACUUUUGGAAUUAAUAGUUUCUGAUACCUGGGGAUGUACUUGGUUUCGCUAUUAGAUACAUUUCAUUGAUAUUAGUAGAUUUACAUGGUAUUUUUCCAUGGUAUGCACUUUUGUUUUUUUAAAUACUUAAAUUGAAUAUUGAGAAUAUCUUCGAGUGUGUAUAAUCAAAAGUAUUCAAGCCACUGGUGGUGGUGAAUACAGGAAAUUCAAAACCUUUCUUGAAAUAUGUGGUAAUACUCACAGUUUCUCUUGUACUGUCUC